CUACCAAUUCCAAAUUCUUUAUUCGAUAUCGCUAUAUUUUGUCUAUCCUUGAUGGGAACAAACUAUGUUGACUUUCUAAAAGAAGCUUAUCGAACAUUAAAACCAAAGGGUGAGUUAAGAAUUGCUGAAGUGGUAAGUCGUUUUUCUGACAUUGAUGCUUUCAUCGAGGUUCUUGCAGAAAUCGGGUUUAAAUUCGUGAAAAUGUUUGCGACUACUUGUAAACUGAAUAACAAUAGUGGCUACAUACCCA
Dentiscutata heterogama is the source of this 250-nucleotide messenger RNA. The record is from the annotation of a GenBank genome assembly. Lineage: Eukaryota; Fungi; Glomeromycota; Glomeromycetes; Diversisporales; Gigasporaceae.